Monodelphis domestica (gray short-tailed opossum) is the source of this 11314-nucleotide messenger RNA. It is a transcript of the gene KIF13B, whose product is annotated as kinesin family member 13B. Gene Ontology annotation, biological process: microtubule-based movement. NCBI's taxonomy places the organism in Eukaryota, Metazoa, Chordata, Mammalia, Didelphimorphia, Didelphidae. Gene Ontology annotation, molecular function: ATP binding; microtubule motor activity; microtubule binding. The record is from RefSeq and is a predicted model, not a curated record.
UGACCCCGCCCUCUUAGCCUCCCUCUCCCUCCCUCCCUCGGGCCCCCUCCUCUCUGGUCAUCCCCGGCAAUUUGCCCUAGUUGCUGGAGACGGAAGCCGAGCGGGAGCGCUGGUGGCGGUGGCGGCGGGGAGAAUGGGGGACUCCAAAGUGAAAGUGGCCGUGCGGAUCCGGCCCAUGAACCGGCGCGAAUUUGACUUGCAUACCAAAUGUGUGGUGGAUGUAGAUGCAAACAAAGUUAUUCUUUAUCCUGCAAAUACUAAUCUUUCCAAAGGAGAUGUCAGAGGUCAGCCAAAGGUAUUUGCUUAUGAUCAUUGCUUCUGGUCUAUGGAUGAAUCUGUCAAAGAAAAAUAUGCAGGUCAAGAUGCUGUUUUUCAGUGCCUUGGAGAGAAUAUCCUUCAGAAUGCCUUUGAUGGCUACAAUGCAUGUAUCUUUGCCUAUGGACAAACUGGGUCUGGAAAGUCUUACACAAUGAUGGGCACAGCUGACCAACCUGGAUUAAUCCCAAGACUUUGCAGUGGUCUCUUUGAAAGAACUCAGAAAGAGGAGAAUGAAGAACAGAGUUUUAAAGUUGAAGUGUCCUACAUGGAAAUCUAUAAUGAGAAAGUUAGAGAUCUCUUGGACCCCAAAGGAAGCCGUCAAACAUUGAAAGUUAGAGAACACAAUGUACUGGGUCCUUAUGUGGAUGGGCUUUCUAAACUGGCUGUCACAAGCUAUAAGGAUAUUGAGUCCUUGAUGUCAGAAGGCAAUAAGUCCCGAACAGUUGCUGCUACCAAUAUGAAUGAAGAAAGCAGCAGAUCCCAUGCAGUCUUCAAAAUCAUCCUGACCCAUACUUUGUAUGAUGUGCAAUCUGGGACAUCGGGAGAGAAGGUUGGCAAAUUAAGCCUGGUUGACUUAGCAGGCAGUGAAAGAGCCACAAAAACAGGAGCCGCGGGUGACAGGCUGAAGGAAGGAAGCAAUAUUAACAAGUCCCUCACCACCCUUGGUCUGGUUAUCUCCGCCCUUGCAGAUCAGGGUGCUGGAAGAAACAAGAACAAAUUUGUUCCAUACAGGGAUUCUGUCCUCACCUGGCUGUUAAAAGAUAGUCUUGGGGGUAAUAGCAAGACAGCCAUGGUGGCCACUGUUAGCCCUGCAGCUGAUAACUAUGAUGAGACUCUUUCAACUCUGAGGUAUGCUGACAGAGCCAAAAACAUUGUUAACCAUGCAGUAGUGAAUGAAGACCCCAAUGCACGAAUCAUUCGGGAUCUCCGAGAAGAAGUAGAGAAACUCAGAGAACAGCUAACAAAAGCAGAGGCCAUGAAAUCCCCAGAGCUAAAGGAUCGGCUAGAAGAAUCAGAGAAAUUGAUUCAAGAAAUGACUGUAACCUGGGAAGAAAAACUAAGAAAAACAGAGGAGAUUGCACAGGAACGACAGAAACAGCUAGAGAGUCUUGGAAUAUCUCUUCAGUCUUCUGGAAUCAAAGUUGGGGAUAACAAAUGUUUUCUUGUCAAUUUGAAUGCUGAUCCUGCCCUCAAUGAACUCCUGGUUUACUAUUUAAAGGAACAUACUUUAAUAGGAUCAGCUAAUUCCCAAGAUAUCCAGCUCUGUGGAAUGGGAAUUCUUCCUGAACACUGUAUUAUAGACAUCACAUCAGAGGGCCAAGUUAUUCUAACGCCUCAGAAAAACACCAGGACAUUUGUAAAUGGUUCUUCUGUUGCAAAUCCUAUACAGUUACACCAUGGAGACCGAAUCCUGUGGGGAAACAACCACUUUUUCAGACUCAAUUUGCCAAAAAAGAAAAAGAAAAUAGAUAAAGAAGAAGAUGAGGACCAAGAAAAUUCUGUGAAGAAUAGUAGCAGUGUUGAGCAGCUGGAUGUAGAUGGAGACACUUCCAGUGAGGUGUCCAGUGAAAUUAACUUCAAUUAUGAGUAUGCACAAAUGGAAGUGACCAUGAAGGCUCUGGGGAACAAUGAUCCAAUGCAGUCCAUCUUAUAUAGCUUGGAGCAACAGCAUGAAGAGGAGAAGCGGUCGGCAUUGGAGCGUCAGAGACUCAUGUAUGAACAUGAGCUGGAGCAGCUAAGAAGGCGGCUUUCUCCGGAGAAACAGUCCUACCGUAGCAGCAUGGACAAGUUCCCCUUCCAUUCUCCCAGUGCUCAGCAACGCUUAAGGCAGUGGGCAGAGGAGAGAGAAGCAACACUGAACAACAGCCUGAUGAAACUGAGAGAGCAGAUCGUUAAAGCCAAUCUGUUAGUCAGAGAAGCAAGUUUCAUUGCUGAGGAACUGGAUAAGAGAACGGAAUAUAAAGUCACCUUACAGAUUCCAGCCUCCAGCCUUGAUGCUAACAGGAAGCGAGGCUCACUUCUCAGUGAACCUGCCAUCCAGGUGAGGAGAAAAGGCAAAGGUAAACAGAUAUGGUCCUUGGAGAAACUGGAUAAUAGAUUGUUGGACAUGAGGGACCUUUAUCAGGAGUGGAAGGAAUGUGAUGAAGACAGCCCAGUAACAAGGUCUUACUUCAAGCGAGCUGAUCCAUUCUACGAUGAACAAGAAAAUCAUAGUCUCAUUGGUGUGGCCAAUGUGUUCCUCAGCUCUCUUUUUUAUGAUGUGAAGCUACAAUAUGCUGUGCCAAUCAUCAAUCAGAAAGGAGAGGUGGCAGGUCGGCUACAUGUGGAAGUGGUACAGAUCAGUGGUGCUAUUGGAGAACGAAUCGCAGGCGGGGACGACAGUGCUGACUUUUCAUUUGAUAAGGACACACAGGACCACAAACUGGUGUGCAUGGUCAAAAUACUUCAAGCUACAGGUUUGCCACAACAUCUCUCCAACUUUGUGUUCUGCAAAUACACCUUCUGGGAUCAGCAGGAACCAGUCAUUGUUGUACCUGAAGUUGAUACUUCAUCUUCUCCUGUCAGCAAAGAGCCUCAGUGCAUGGUGGUCUUUGAUCACUGCAAUGAGUUUUCUUUCCACAUUUCUGAAGAUUUUAUCGAAUAUCUUUCUGAAGGGGCUUUGGCAAUUGAAGUAUAUGGCCACAAGAUGACUGAUCCUCGAAAAAAUCCAGCCCUUUGGGAUUUGGGAAUUAUCCAAGCCAAAACACGGAGUCUCCGUGAUAGGUGGAGUGAAGUCACUAGAAAAGUAGAAUUCUGGGUUCAAAUUCUGGAACAGAAUGAAAAUGGAGAAUACUGUCCAGUGGAAGUGAUUCCUGCAAAAGAUGUGCAGACAGGAGGUAUUUUCCAGCUACGGCAGGGGCAGUCACGGCGAAUUCAAGUUGAAGUGAAGUCUGUGCAGGAGUCUGGAACUUUGCCACUAAUGGAGGAAUCCAUAAUGUCUGUUGGUGUAGGAUGUGUAAAAAUAAGACCUCUGCGAUCCCCAAAGACUCAUGAGAUUUUCCAUGAAGAAGAAGAUGACAUGGAUAGCUACCAGGACAGAGAUUUGGAAAGACUACGGCGAAAAUGGCUGAACACAUUAACCAAACGUCAAGAAUACUUGGAUCAACAACUACAAAAGCUUGUCAGUAAGCCUGAUAAAACAGAAGAUGAUGCUGACAGGGAAGCUCAACUUCUAGAAAUGAGGUUGACUUUAACUGAAGAAAGAAAUGCCGUCAUGGUCCCAUCUGCUGGCAGUGGUAUCCCUGGGGCUCCAGCUGAAUGGACUCCAGUGCUUGGUAUGGAAACUCAUAUUCCUGUUAUAUUUCUAGACUUGAGUGCUGAUGAUUUCAGCUCACAGGAUAAUCUUGAUGACCCAGAACCUGCAGGAUGGGAUGCUACUCUUACUGGAGAAGAAGAGGAGGAGUUUUUUGAACUGCAGAUUGUAAAACAUCAUGAAGGAGAGGCAAGAGCAGAAGCCUCGUGGGACUCUGCAGUGCAUAACUGUCCUCAGCUCAGCAAAGGAGCCACAGCAGAUGAAAGAGUAUUUCUGAUCGUAAGAGUGACAGUCCAGCUCAGCCAUCCUGCUGAAAUGCAGCUCGUGCUACGUAAACGCAUUUGUGUCAGUGUUCAUGGCCGCCAGGGUUUUGCUCAAAGUCUCCUAAAAAAGAUGUCUCAUCGAAGUUCCAUUCCUGGCUGUGGAGUCACAUUUGAAAUUGUCUCCAAUAUCCCAGAGGAUGCUCAGGGUGCAGAGGAACGAGAAGCAUUAGCAAGAAUGGCAGCUAAUGUUGAAAAUCCAGCCUCAGCAGACUCAGAAGCCUAUAUUGAAAAAUACUUGCGAAGUGUCUUAGCUGUUGAAAACCUUCUUACUUUAGAUCGUCUUCGUCAGGAAGUUGCUGUGAAGGAACAACUAACGGGAAAAGGAAAGCUGAAUAGGAGGAGUAUUAGCUCUCCAAAUGUGAACCGACUCUCUGGAAGCCGACAAGAUCUUAUUCCAACUUACAGUUUAGGUAGUAACAAGGGUCGAUGGGAAAGUCAGCAAGAUGUUUCCCAAUCAGAACAUUCCAGAGGGAUGACUCCAGCUCGUCCAUCUCUUUCUGGGCCUCCCCAAGAUAACCAUUCCCCUGAACCAGGUCUUGGUGGCUUAGCAGCCUCCUACUUGAAUCCAGUAAAAUCCUUUGUGCCGCAGAUGCCCAAGCUGCUUAAGUCCCUCUUUCCUGUCCGAGAUGAAAAAAAGGGCAGACAACCAUCUCCUCUUGCACAGCAGCCCAUUCCCCGAAUUAUGGUACAACCUGUCAGCGUGGAUGUCAGCAGGACCAAGACAAAGCAGGUUACUCAAGAGGAUGAGCGGAAAGAUUCAUCUGAAACUUCUCUCUCAUCUCCUGCCAUGGGGAAGAAUUCUGAUAAAGUCUACAAAGUGCCUUCCCAGCAAUUACAUUCUUCAAAUGUCCAGACACAAGAUACCCCAGAGGGUCCCCCCAGCCCCGUGAGUGAGGCUUCUAGUGGUUACUUCUCCCAUAGUGUCUCAACAGCAACUCUGUCUGAUGCCCUUGUAGUUGGCACGGACCCCAAUGCCCAUGCUGGCAGUCAGACCCCAAGCACUCCCCCUCACCCCCCUUGCCAGGUAACAUCUGAAGGUGAUGUUCCAUUACCACCAGUUGUCUUGUCCUCUGAGAGUUCUUGUUUGACUCAGAAAGAGAAUUUACCUGAUCUAGCAGAAGCACAGAUCCAGCCAAUGCAGAAAAACCAAGAUGGCAGCGGUGGUGCUUUAAAGCUCAGAGGCUCAGCUUCCUGUGUCAAUAAGAACAGGGACUUGGAGGAUGCCUCUCUUGCCACUGACACAAAGAGUGUUCUUUCCAUUUCCUCCCCCAAGAAGGAAACCAACAGUGAGCUCAGAGCAGGAGAGAGUGCUUCAACCAUCAAACAGCCUGCCAGGCCUAAGGACCACACCGAGCCAGCCUCUAACCAGGAAGUCUCCAAGCCACAGUUGUCCCCAGACUUACUAUCUCAGUCUCCUGCUGUGGCCUCUCCAUUUAAAAUCCAGAAGGUGAGAACUUCAGAGCUAAAAUCGUUCACACAAAUGCUAGGAGACUCUAACUGUCCCUCCAGUACAAAUGAAGACCAGCCGACCACCUCGGGAGCGCUCAGCAACCCAGGAGGAGCAGCCAGGGAAAAGCUAGAAAUGACAUCUGACUCGGAAGAAGCUGACGAAGUCCCAGAAUGGUUGAAAGAGGGAGAAUAUGUCACUGUGGGCACAAACAAAACAGGGAUCGUCAGAUAUAUUGGACCAACAGACUUUCAAGAGGGGACCUGGAUUGGAGUGGAGUUGGAUCUACCUUCUGGUAAGAAUGAUGGCUCCAUUGGGGGAAAGCAGUACUUCAAAUGCAACCCUGGCUAUGGUCUCCUUGUGAAGCCAGGCAGGAUCAAGAAGGCCACAGGGCCGGCCCGGAGGCGCAGCGCGGGCCUCAGGCUCCAAGGGGCGACGGUGGAGCACCGCAAGAGCGGGAACCUGUCCGGCUCGGCCUCCAACUUGGCCUCAUUGACAGCCCUCGCCAAGGCCGAAGGGGGAUCUGCACUGAGGCCCGAGAGGAGCCAGAAAGCUGCAGAAAACCGCAAAUCCUGGGCCAGUUAAGCGCAGUCCUGUCGGCCAGCUCUGUGCCCCCCGGAAAGGCCCCAGGAGCUCCUGACACAUCUAGGCACUCACUGGCAAGAUCAUGGGAAGGCUCUUCCCCGGCCCCUUUGGAGCCCUCUGAUGGCCGCCGUGCACCCUCGUGGCCCUCUCUGGGGACAGCCGCUCUGGCCUUGACCUCCUGCCUUUCAACCGGUGGAACCCCCCCAGGCUUCCUGGGAGAGCUCAAAUAGGAGCACUGUGAGGGGCACGAAGCGGGCUGUCUUUUCUCCGGGUUUUAACUGGUUUCAGCAGCUACUUUUUCCUAAGCCGGGAGAAUAGGAAAGCCUCUCCUGAACAGCAGGGUGGGAAGGUUCUGAAAGGAGGCCUGGGCUCGUCUCUGACCCUGCCCUUACUGGGCUUCUGCUAACACAUUAAUUCUAAUUUUUUGUGAUUCCAUUAACCCUUCUUUUUAAGUAGAAUUAAAACUGAGGCCUCCUUUCCCUCCCCCAAAGAAUGACUCCCCGGUGCUGGCCCGAGAUCUCGAGGCUCCUGGUGUUGUUUGCCUGCAGGCCUUGGCCAAUGUGUCCUUUCUGGGACCCCUCCCCACCCCCCAAAUGUUCUCUCUCUCGCCCCCCCUCCCCCCGUGUUUCCCUGUGCAGGGGCUCUUACCUGCUCCCCCUUUUCCUUACUUUCUCUUACAGGGUAUAUAGUUUGAAAAGAAUGUCCUUGCCUUCAACUUGGAAGACUGUUUUGUUUCCCAGCAAUGCCCUUAACAGAGUGUUUGGAUAGUAUUUAUUUGUAUUUAUUACGAUUUUUAAUCCUAAAUAAUGUGCGAGCUACAAUCUUUCACUGCCUUCCGUAGACCCAGGUGCCUUCAGCUCCCUCGUGCGCAGAGCCUGCGUGGGGAGCAGCCGGCCUCGUCCGGGGGGCUCCUGGCUCUGGGCACCUCCGAGGAGCCCGACUUCAUUUUCAGACACACAAGUGGCCUUACUCGAAUGAAAUGGAAGCAAAACUACUUUCACAAAAUGCUAAACACUAAAUGACCCGGAUGUUUUGUGGCAGUCCCAGGAAGGGUCCUGACCCGGCCUUGAUAACUCCCCAGUUAGCCGGCUGGCGUGUGCGAGGGCAUUUUCUCUAUGCGUGCCUUUAGUGGGACCCUUCCCUGGUGCUAAGAUUUAGGACGUCCGGGGUGUCGGCUCGAAAAAGCUCCUUAUUUUCACUGACCUGAGUCGAGGUCAGCAUCUCUUUCCAUCAUGAAUAUAGCCCACAGAGCCUCCGGAGAAGAGGCGCCCGGCUUCCCUGGGCCGCAGCUGCCGGGACCCGUCCUGGCCUCUCUUUUCCUCAUAGACGUUCUCUGGGGCGACCUGGGAUCCCCACAACAGGGAGGCAAACAGCAGCUUCCAGGUGCUGCCGGAACGCAGCCCCCGUGGAGCUGGCACUUCCGUCCCCGCUUCAGUUGGGGAAGGUGAAGGAACAAAUAGCGGAUUCUGAGCCGCCUCCAUCCUUUUGGUUUUAUGGGCUCCUUGGCCCUGUGAGAGCGUGCGCGGACACCUUCCGGGGACGGGGAUGGGGAAGGUGGUCAGGAGCCCUGCCAGGCCCUUCCGUCUCACGCAGGGCUCUAGCUUUGGCUGCCGCCACCGGACGGACCUGGGGCAAACCGUUCCACUUGUGCCUCCCUUGGCUUCCUUCUUCUGUGAAGCGAGAGGGUGCUCCUCGGGGACUUCCUGUCAAGUAAUGGGGCUGGACGGCAGGACCCCGAAGGCUCCCGCCGGCAUGUUGGCAGGGAGCGGCCGAGAGCAACAAAGGAGGGGUGGGCAGCAGGGGAGCCGGCCGCCUCCCCGGAUCUGCCUUUCAGAGGGAGGGGAGACGCGGUCGCGGCACUCACGAUCCAGACACUCGUUAAAGAGCUGGGUGAUGCCCUGUGAAGAUGCUUAAGAUUAAUUAACUUCCAUUAAUUAAAAUCCUAGUAAUUGCUUGCAACACUGCCUUAAAUUAAACUGCUUUAACAAUCAGCUGUUUUCCAAGCGUUUUGCCUUUCCCUCUCCUGAUCCCUCUGCCUGAGGUACAUUGGGCUGAGGAUGGUGUAAAUACUUGUCACAACACAGGCUGAAGCACAAAACUUUGUGUCCAGAAGGUCCGGAUCACCACGUGGGAUCUGCGGCUCUUGGCCUUUAAGGGCCUAAUGGAGGCUGCCCGUCCGGCCGCCUGUGCCUUAGCGGCCUCCUUCCCGGAGCGGCCGGCGUCCCCCGAGGCUCCUGCUCACACGCCAGCGGCACUGACCGGCUACCCUGAUUGCUUGGAGGUCCAUCUUGGCAACAUCCAGAGCCGAGAAAAAGGGAGUCGGAUGUUAAACCUGAAAGGGACCAGGAUGGCCUGAGGCGGGACUCCAGUACCGAUGAGGAAGGAGGCCGGGGAGUUGUGGGAGGCCACCAGGACCCGGGCCUCCUGGGCACCCGAUCCACCGGCCCUUGAGUCACCCCUUAAACUCCAGGCCUUUGGCCGCAUCCACUGACCAGUGCAGCGUCCGUCACUGUGCAGGGCCCCCUGUCAGCUCCAGAGGGAGGAGGCCACAGGGAAACUGCCAGACUGUCCGAGGCCGGUGAUCUCCCCCACUUCCGCUGGUCCCAAGAAGAGUCUUGUCAGGCGGAGGCCCCUGCUUGUACCACCCUCCACCACAUGGUGCAGCUUUCCUUUUCCCAAGCCCCUUGUCUUCUCACAAGCCCUGCUUUGGGGGGGUGGCUGGGUGGCUCAGUGGAUGGAGAGCCGGGCCUAGACGGAGGUGGGGGGUCCUGAGUUUAAAUCUGGCCUCAGGUCCCAGCUGGGUGACCCUGGGCAAGUCCCUUAACCCCCAUUGCCCAGCCCUUAACGUUCUUCUGCCUUGGAACCUAUACAUAGUAUUGAUUCUAAGAUGGAAGGUGAGGGUUAAAACAAAGAAAAAGAAUCCCUGCUUCGGGCAGCCCUGCCUGGGAGACUGGCCUCUCUGUGGCCUCCGGCCACCGGCAUCAGACAUGGGGCUGUCCCUGCUGGUCCCGAUGCCCCACUUGACCUUCCCACCACCGAAGUCGUUUUUAAAAUCUUACUUUGGGUCAAGAUUCUCUUCCCAUUUCCUUCAACAAAACUGUGGGGCUUCCCUGGGCAGGAGGACGGUUCUCUGGGGAAAGGGGCGAGAGCCUGAGCCCCAGGAAGCUGCCCCCUCGCUCCCCCAGCUGGGAAGGGGCUCCCCGGGGGAAGGCCGCCGCGCCGUGAUGGUGGCCCGGUUCCGCCUCUUAGUUUCGUUCUGUUUUGUUCCUGCCAUCAGCCAAAUAGGAGUUUCCGAACCCUCUUUGUUGCCCUCUGUUCCGUGAAGACCAAAGCUGGGUGGUAGAAUCGCUGACAAGUGUGUACGGAGAUGUGCCGCGCUGUGUGGGUCCUGGGCUCCUCCCCUGCCCCGCGGCCGGCGCCCGCCCCUCUGCCUUCCCCAGCUCCCCCACACACGUGCCCCCACAGGCCUCAUUCUUGCUUGGAAACCCUUCGAGACCUUUUGGCCCGAAGCACCCCGGCGACCCCCAGAAGGCUUCUCGUUAGUAAGCUUUCCCGCAACGGUGGCGGAGCCGCAGCGGCAGCCUCGCUUCAAUUCUUCCUGGGCUGGGACUUGGAUGCACUUUACAGGGGAGGAGACGUCUGGGUUAGAGAAGAUCUUCGUCAGCGCCUCCCCGCUGGCCCUCUCCCAGGACCAUCGCACGUUGCUCUGAGGCGCUUAGCGACUCAGCACGCCUCUGUGGAAGGAGCUCUGCGCCUCUCCCUCACGUGCCGUCCCGGCCGCGGGCAAAGUGGCACUUCUCGUUCAGAUCCCGUGCGGCCUGCGCCCAGCUGUCUGGACCGCUGACUCCGUGGCCCUUGCAGCGAUGUCACUCCCAGAGUGCCACAUCCUCUUCCUGGACCCGGGGCCCUCCGUGACUUCCUUUACUGUUCUGGCCCUGCCGGGGAAUUGGGAGAGGAACUCAAAAGGAGCCCAAAUGUCUUUGUCUUUCAAGUGAUUUUUCCUUGAGGCCGUUCUAGCAAUGAGAUCCAUCCUCAGCCCAUUUCUUUGGGUUCUGAUCACCAGUUUUUAAAAACUGUUUAAUUGACUCUUUGUUUUCUCCGUUCAGAAAAACCACAAACUCAUCCUAUACCUAAUUGUGCCUGGAAGCGUCAGGAGUUUUAUUGGGGGGAAUCGGGUAAGAAGAGGACCUGGGAAUGUCCUGGGACGUCUAGCCUCGGAGAGGGUUGGCGGAGCUGAGAGGAUAGCGGGCAGCGCGUCCGCCAGCGCCUACGUAUCCUCGCGGUUUUAGUUCCUGGUGUGUGCUGGGGUUUUCGAUGUACAAAUUUCAUUUCAAGGAAGUAAAAGGAUAAAAAUGUUCAAGGCCUUUCUUAAGGUUUUUGGUUGGUUUGUUUUUCUUUAUUUCUCUGGGAUUGAAUUCAUUUUUGGUAGGGAAGGACAGGGCAAUGCUGACCAUUUGGGGACCUCUCCCAGAAGGAAAUGGGAGUGUCUACAGAGGUGGGUUUCACAAUGGCCGUUUGAAAGCUGGGAUGUAGGUGGGAGAGGCAGCGACAUGCAGGGAGGAGAAGGAAUGACGGCAUGGGAUGGGGGAGCGCAGAGGGGGUGCCGACCCCGGGACAGUGACGGGUAUGGCCUCUUCUUACAUGGAAAGCCAUCUUGCUUCUCUUUGCUUUUCUUCCCCCUGUGUGAAAGGGCCGCGUGUUCUAUGCCCCCUUAUAUGCUCCUAAAUGCUGACUCCCUGAUCCUAGACUAUGUCCGUGCCUGAGAUUGACAAAGUGGCGCUGCUUCUGCCCUCCUGGCCCGCCUCCCCCCAGCUUCGAGCUGUCCCUAGUGCCCCCCCCUUUCCCUGGGAAGGUCCUGCUGCCUCCUGUGUCUGUGCAGUGUUUGGGCCGGGGGACCCUCGCAGGCCCCCUUCCUCUCUGGCCCUCAGGGCAGGUUUAUGGAGGUUGUGGUGGAGUUUUCCAACAGAACAGAUAAGCUGAGGCAGGGGUGGGGGCUGGACCCUCAGCUCCCUGUUUUUAUCCUGAAUCCACACAGUGGUCCAUGAGUCCUUCCUUCUUUGUUACUGACACUAACUGUAAUUGUGUGGGGAGAGGCCUGAGCCUUAUCUUUCUCCGUGUGGAUUUUUGUAAAUGUGGUGGCUUUGUAUAUAGAGAUGGGCUCUUCAGAUUUGGGGCAUAUGUUGACUUUGUAUGCGUCAACCGAGAGUUAAAAAUCCAAAGACAAUGUAAUGAACUGUAAAAAUGUUAAUGAUUUAUACUGUAUAAUAAACUAAACUAUUGUACUAUUCUAUCGUUUGCAUCACGUGACCAACAGCACCUAAAUAAAACCAAAAUUCUUCUUUGGCCAUA